CUUUCUAUAAAAAUUUCAUAAACGUAUCAGUUGUCUGCGAAGCGGUGCACAAAACGGACGUGUAAACGGAAGCCGCACGAAAACGGCUCGGAAAUCGGAAUAGCGCCCGUACACGCAGCACACAGGAAAUCGAAUCCGAAUCUGAGUUAAAUGCCUUAAUCGAAUUUGGCCAAAGCUCGCUUACCGCGCUUACAAGUUGUUUCGUUCACGCGCCGAUGAAAUCUAUAUAAUCUAUUGUCCACAAGCCACCACAGAGCCACUCGAUGCACUGUGCGGCGCAUGCGCGACCUGUUUGUGUUGUUGGCAUACUUCUAACAGCCAGUGUUUUCUUUGUUCAAAAGUGCCUCAAGUAAAGCCCCACUUUGAUAUGGAUAAGUGGUAACAAGAGCAGCAGUAGCAGCAAAACUGGAAAAGCCGCUAUACGCAUUAAUCUGUACAAGGAGCCAUCAUGACGGCCAUGCCCGUGGUGUGGUGCACCGAUCCCAACUCGGUGAACAAUAAGCCCACAGCCUUCGCCUUGCACGGAAUUCAGCUGCAAGGAAAUGUUACCAAGAAACAGGUACAUGCCCUCCGGGAGCUGGUAAAUGCCGCCGCUGAGGGCCGCCUCAUCCUCCCCUCGGACGGUACCUUUACUCUGCUGGAUACUGGGCUUAGCAUUGAAAGCUCGAUCGUGGAGCAGGAGUCAAACACCUCUAAUAGUCCUGGUGAGCCUAGUACAUUGGCUCAACCAAAGAAUUCCAAGAACACCUAUAUCCUGAUGCCCGUCAGCAAGGCAGAUGGAUCGAGGCAAGCAGGUGUAGUAAACGGAGGGCUUGACUCGUCCGUACAAUCGAUUGCAGCCGCCGCCGCUCAACUGGAGUUCCUGCUCGAUCCCAAAUACUCGUCCACCCCUGAAGCCAGCCCAGAUGUUGAACCCAGUGUAGAACUGGCUGAGGGUGGGGCGCCAGGAGAGAUUUUGUACGAGUUCCUGUGCUGCGCCAAGUGCAUGAACGAACAGCGGACCGGACUCACUUGCGCUGGACGUCGCCUGCAGCGCUAUUUAAGGACAUGCAGCAGUGGAAGUGGCAACGGCAGUGGUAGAAACCGCGACUUCGAGACGGUCAACGAUCCAGCUACAUGGCAGCUGCAACUGGAUCCUGUCAGCAGCAUCGCCAGCAAGUACGCCCGCCGACAGCAGAGACAGAGGCAGCAUGGCACCGUUUCCAUGGGUAUCGCACGUAACCGCACCCAACGCCAUCACAAAUUACCCAUGCACAGUGUUAAAAUCUUUCAUAAUCGCAGCACUUACAUGCCAGCUACUACAGCAACAGGAGCACUAGCAAUAGCUGGGGGGGCCCCAGCUUGCCUUGUGGGCGGAGGCCGAGAGGUGUCAUCAAUUCCGAUGCCGAUUCCAAGUCCGAGCUCGAAUCCAAAUUCCAAACCCACCCCAGCGAAUAGACCGAUCGUCGGCAGUGAAGCGUUUAGUUUGUUACCGACAACGGCGAGAUCUACAUCGUUGACAGAAACAGCACUCGCGAAACCGGCAGCAACAGUUCUACCUCUCUACGCUGUUGUUAGUAAAAAUCGUGAAUUAGAGAGCAUUACAAAGACUGUGGAGGUCCCAACCUCAGCUAUGCUAGCCGUUGUGCUUGAGGAGCCGUCUUCACAUCCUGCAGACGGACGCGAUCUGAUCAGCUUUGACGACGACCAGGCGCAGGUGUGUGCUGAGGCGGGGGAUGUAAGCCACCAGGCCGGAAGUGCAGUGGAUCUUCUGUGCGCCCCAAAUGAAGAGAACACACUGGUGGAGACUCCGCCGGCCACUCCAGCCAAGCCCUGCAUACCCGGAAGCAACAAUUCAAGCCGCAAAACCAGCUUUGAUUCUACCAGCACCCUCAGUUCCAUGGACUCUGGUUUCAUGGAGAUGCAGAACAAAUUGGAUGCCCUGGCAGCAGCGGCAGCAGCAACACUACUAGGCGAAUCAACACCACCUUUAGGCGAAGCAGCAGUACCUUUAGGCGAAGCUACAACAUCGUCGGCGAUCGGCGAGAAAAUUGACCGACGGAACUACAAGGAAUGUCUGACGCAGUCACGAAAUCGCCGAAAAUCCUACGAGGAAUUCAAAGCAAUGUUUAUUGAACCCGCCGCGGAAGCGUCCAAAUCAGUUACCGUGCCACCGCCGGUGGUAGCACCAGCGGAUGACGCAACAACAGCCAGCAGCACUGUGAUCCCACUUUCCUCCAUUUCAGAACAAGAAAAUAUAGGCAGCCGGGGUGUAAGGGGCAAACCGGAUUGCGCAAACGAGUUUGCCGCCAGCACUGAUGAAAUGGAUACCGGCGACGGUAACAGCGAUGGUGAAAAAGGCGCUGCUGCCGAAGUCGAUCUGACAACAGAAAAAACCGCAACAGCAAAAACUUUAGUGAGCAGCUCCACCACAGAGGCGAUGCGAAAGAAUUCCGAUUUUCUAUCGCAGAUUCUCGAUCAUCAAUUUGCGGCCAAGGAGCGAGCCAAGGCGCACAAACGUCGCACUUCAUACGAGGAAUUUAAGCGACUGGUUAACGAAAUUGAGCCACUGGAAUGCCCGAACACCCAGCCUCCCGUCUCGGCUGCGGUCACACCCACAACCGCAACAGCAGCGGCAACACCGCUGAUAAAACGCCAAAACUCGCGGCAGCGUAAAAGCUUUGCCAGCUACUUUUUGCCGCACCGGCAUUCGACCAAAGAACAAAAGACUGACAAGGAGAACUGCGCUCGGGAUCCAAUGAAGCCUUCACAGGAGCAACAGCUGGCGGUCUGUGGCAAGCUUCCGCUUCACAGGAGCAACACCAGCGACAACUCUAGCUCCUACUAUCGGCGCAAUUUCAAGAUCUACGAUAAACUGGUCUACGGUACUAUCUACGAUAUCAUCCAGCGCAAAAAUGACAUCUACCAAAAAUACGACAAAUACAUGACCUAUGGCACCAUAUAUGAGAUUCUUCACCGCAAGACCUCGCAAAGCAGCGAUCCGUGGCAACGUAAAAGCCUCAGCUCCAUUCUGGAGGGAGGGCGAUCCUCGGGCGACAUCAUCUAUGACAUCGUUCAGAGGCGGGAACGUGAAAAACGCACACUAGGCUCCGCGACUUCGGCCACUGUCUCCACGAUCAAUCCUCACAAAUAUGGAACGAUUUAUGAUAUUCUGCAGGGCGUAAAAAUAGAUGCGGGUCAUGCUAAAAGUAAACCGGACACCAAGCCACCACAGCCCAAGCCAACGCGCUUCGUGGUCAGCCAGGUGGUAGAGCCCGUCCAGAUACCGCCCACGGAUCAGUCGGAAAAGAGUGUCCAGGAGCAAGGUGCACCAAAAUCUAACAAGCCAAACAAAAUGCGCCGUCUAUCUAACAUCCUAAGCUAUAGUCGCAACUCUGGCGAGGAUCAGCAGGAAGCGACUGGAAAGGAGGAGACCAAACCAAAACGCACUCAGGCCAAGCGACGGAUCGGAGUCACCAACCUGUUGUUGCCCCUAGACUCUGAGGAGCUCUACACACGCAUUAUAGCCCAGCAGCGGGGGCUUGAGAAGGAGCACAGUCACGACCCAGAAGAGAAGUGCGCCAGCGAGGAGCAGAUGUGCACUCGCAACGCGUUGACCAAGUCUAGCUCACUAGACGCCAUCUCACUUUCGGUAGCCAUUUCGCCCGCGUCGUCGCCAUCCCCUCCGCGUCCGCGCCGUAGCCUUAAGCAACACCGCUGCCUCCAGCAACGCCAGCAAACGCCACUUGCCAAAAAGCACUCUCUGGACAACUGCCUUCAAAUAGUGUCGCCGGCGACUAGCCGGCAGCCACUGCGUCGCUGGUCUAACCAGACUCCUCUGAAGUGCACCUGCCACCCCGCAACCGAGGAACUUCCGCUGACCGCCAUAGAGAAGUCCCGCUCGCUCCCCGCCGCCUGCUCCGUCUCCUGCUCUCAUACGUGUGCACACUUAAGUGCAAUCGAUCAAAGCCCAGCUACAACAAAGUGCUUCGGAAAAACAUCAUUGACGACGGCCAAGAAAGGCAAAUCGCGUCGUCUAUCAGAAUUUACGCGCGGUGAAUUUUUAAAUGAAAAAUCCUGGUACUUCCGCAAAAUCAAACGCAUUGAGGCUGAGAAAAAACUUCUACUGCCAGAGAACGAGCACGGUGCAUUUUUAAUUCGAGAUUCCGAAAGCCGUCACAACGACUACUCGCUAUCAGUGCGCGAUGGCGAUACGGUUAAGCAUUAUCGCAUCAGACAAUUGGACGAAGGCGGCUUCUUCAUCGCCAGGCGCACGACAUUCAGAACCCUUCAGGAGCUGGUGGAGCACUAUUCGAAGGACUCGGAUGGCCUGUGCGUCAACCUCUGCAAGCCGUGUGUCCAGACAAAUUCUUUUUCGGGUGUCUUUGAGAUCGAGAAGCCUGUAACUGAGGGACUUUCGCACCGCACUCGCGAUCAGUGGGAGAUCGACAGAACAUCUUUGAAAUUCGUGCGCAAGCUGGGCUCCGGACAGUUUGGCGAUGUCUGGGAGGGACUGUGGAACAACACAACACCUGUGGCCAUUAAAACUCUGAAAUCUGGCACAAUGGACCCCAAGGAUUUCUUAGCGGAAGCCCAGAUCAUGAAGAAACUGCGCCACACCAAGCUUAUACAGUUGUACGCUGUCUGCACUGUUGAGGAGCCCAUCUAUAUUAUCACAGAGUUAAUGAAGCACGGUUCACUGUUGGAAUAUCUCCAAGCCAUUGCAGGCAAGGGUCGUAGCCUCAAAAUGCAAACUCUGAUUGAUAUGGCAGCGCAAAUAGCUGCUGGCAUGGCUUACUUGGAGUCCCAGAAUUAUAUUCACAGGGAUCUAGCGGCGCGCAAUGUACUGGUAGGCGAUGGAAACAUCGUCAAAAUCGCCGACUUUGGUUUGGCUAGGCUCAUCAAGGAGGACGAAUACGAGGCCCGGGUAGGCGCCAGAUUCCCCAUAAAAUGGACCGCUCCAGAGGCUGCUAACUACAGCAAAUUCUCAAUCAAAUCGGAUGUUUGGAGCUUUGGCAUUCUACUCACAGAACUGGUCACCUACGGACGCAUACCAUAUCCAGGCAUGACCAACGCCGAGGUGCUAACGCAAGUGGAGCACGGCUAUCGAAUGCCGCAACCUCCCAACUGCGAGCCACGCCUGUAUGAGAUUAUGCUGGAAUGUUGGCACAAGGACCCAAUGCGCAGACCCACGUUUGAGACGCUACAAUGGAAACUGGAAGACUUCUAUACAUCUGAUCAGAGCGACUACAAAGAGGCGCAGGCCUACUGAUAAAUGCUUUUCGAAGUCACGGACGUGGCCAGCAGUCGUGACGAAAAUUAAGACAGCUGCAAAUAAUCGCCAGGCAUCCCAGAACGGACAAUUCUUACUAAGUUAAUUUUGUUUUGCAUAGAUUUUCUACUGCUGCACAACUUGUCCAUGGGCCCCCGUUUGGUGCCCGUUGGCUGUGGUUGUCUAGGUACCGAUACGAUUCAUGUUAUUAGCAUUUAAGGUAAAUAGUUGCUGAGGUGGAAUGCAAUUUCAAAUGACGUUCCAUUGGAACAUUCGUUUUCUUGUUUAUUAUGACAAACAUAUUGGCACUUGGUCGGAUUGAUACGCUUUGACAUCCUUGUCGUAUAUUUCGAUUAAUAUAUCAAAUGUAUUAUUAUUUAUAUAACGCAUAUAGCAUAUAUUUACGCGUAUACACACAUAUAUAUAUAUGAUCACUUAUAUACAAAUAUACAUACAACCGUAUAGUCACACCUUCAUAUGCCGAGACCCUCAUUAUUGAAGUAUGCCGAAACAUACUUCUCUUCCCAACUUUUCUUUAGUUGAUAGGCCAACCUGAGAACGAUAUUUGCAGCACACAAAUAUACAAAAAUGUUUCACUUUUAGUUAAUUCAUUACGUACGUGUCUUACUCCAAUUCUCACUUAACAUUAUCAACGACAUUAUAUGCUUUAUCACAAAUAGAAAAAGCAACACAAACGCCAAUCAUUAAAUAUAUGCUAGCUACUGGAUACUUUGCAGUGCCCAAUAGCUAAAUCCAUAUAAUUACUUAUUUAGAAUUUAAUUGUAAUUUGUAACCUUAACAUAAUAUGCAGCUUAUUCUUAAACAAACAUAUACAUAUACGAAAACAUGUACAUUUAGAACCAAGAAAAUAAAUUUCUUUAUAAUUUAUAAAUAUAAAAUUCUUUAAAAUUAAA
Drosophila simulans is the source of this 6165-nucleotide messenger RNA. RefSeq names its product tyrosine-protein kinase Src42A (gene Src42A). Gene Ontology annotation, cellular component: extrinsic component of cytoplasmic side of plasma membrane. The record is from RefSeq and is a predicted model, not a curated record. Gene Ontology annotation, molecular function: non-membrane spanning protein tyrosine kinase activity; ATP binding; signaling receptor binding. Bases 449 to 5251 code for a protein of 1600 amino acids. Gene Ontology annotation, biological process: innate immune response; cell surface receptor protein tyrosine kinase signaling pathway; protein phosphorylation. Lineage: Eukaryota; Metazoa; Arthropoda; Insecta; Diptera; Drosophilidae. The transcript is spliced from 11 exons.